GGAGGAGAAAAGGGGAAGAUGAAUGAUGAAAUCCCAGAUACCCUGCCCUCCGAGUUCUUCUGAACCCUCUCAUUCACCAAUCACCGGUCUCUGUUUCCAGUUCUUAUAAUUUUUCACUAUUACAAAUAAAUCAUUAAAUAGAUAUUAAGUUUCAUUUUCAUCGGCCUCCAAACAAAGCAAAACAAAACCCUUUCAAAUUUCAAUCACGAAUCAUCAUCUUCAUCCAACUUUUUUUAAUUAAUAUGAUGAUGAUCUGACAUGACAUACUAGCAUAAACGAAAAUAAUUACAUUACAAAACCCCUAUCUUUCUUCUGGUAUGUAUUCUAAUCUCAUCCCUACUUCUGGUUUCUUUCUCCGGUAGAAUUCCUGAUCGGAAGCAAGACAAGAAAAAUCAGAAAGAGGUGAUGUCCCCAGCCGCCGCAGUCGAACAGUUAAUUCCGGAAUUGGCGCCGCCACCUACAAAUUCCCUCCCUCCCAGCUCUGGCCCUUCCUCCCCUCCUUUCGCCAACCUCAGAGGUGUUCAAUGGCGCAUGGAUCUCGGGAUUCUGCCUUCUCCUCCGCCGUUUUCCUCACCCUCUUCCUCUGCUCCGACAAUUGAUGUUCUCCGCCGAGUCACUGCCGAUUCUCGCAGAAGAGUUCACAGCGCAUCUGCUAUCAUCUACGCCGCAACUCCUACUGGAAAGGGAUAGAAUAAAUGCUUGUGCGUGCAGCAGUGUGCUCGAUACAUUUGUUCAUCAAAGUCCGAGGUAGUUAUAUUAGGACUGAAAUACACAAAUGCACUCGGAUUAAUUCUAGACCAGUGCCCGGAACUUUGAAUUGAAGAUAUCCUUGGUGCCAUUCAGUUCAGUAUAGAAAGGUAUAUAAAGAGCUACAACUGAAUCUCCUACCGUCCAGACAUGCCACUCUUCUCCUCGAGUGGAUGAUAGUGAAAAUGAUAGCUUCCGAACAUGCAGGAUAAUGGAGCGAGAAAGCUGCUUAAUGGAUUUUUUUUUGCUUUGCCCCCAUAGAAAGUUGUGGGGACAGGGGUUGGCUUCCCAUUGCUCAUGGAUCUCAAUUCGAUUACGAUUUCUCCUUUGUGUGUGGAGAGACAUCGAUAUGCAAGUUUGCGAAGGAAGCUAUUGGUUGAUCCACAUCUAUCGAAGGAUGGAAGUAAUUCUCCUAAUUUUGUUAUUGACAAUCCACUAUCCCAGAACCCUGAUAGCACCUGGGGGCGUUUCUUUCGGAAUGCCGAACUGGAAAAAACAGUUGACCAGGAUCUUUCACGUUUGUAUCCAGAACAUGGGAGUUAUUUUCAGACACCUGGAUGUCAAGGAAUGUUAAGGCGUAUUCUAUUGUUGUGGUGCCUCAGACAUCCCGAGUGUGGUUAUAGACAAGGAAUGCAUGAGCUUUUGGCUCCUCUAUUAUAUGUUCUUCAUGUAGACAUGAAACGUCUCUGUGAAGUGCGAACACAGUAUGAAGACUACUUUACAGACAAGUUUGAUGGCUUAUCUCACGGAGACAAUCUCUCCUACAAUUUUGAUUUCAAAAAAAUAAUGGACAGCAUGGAAGAGGAGAAUGACAUCCAAGAGAAUACUGUUAAAGUUACAAGUCUUGAUGAGCUUGAUACCGAGAUUCAAACAAUUAUAUAUCUUUGUGAUGCUUAUGGCGCUGAAGGUGAACUGGGAAUCGUUUUGUCUGAGAAGUUUAUGGAACAUGACGCCUACUGCAUGUUUGAUGCUUUGAUGAGUGGGGCUCAAGGUUCAGUUGCAAUAACUGAUUUCUUCUCCAUUUCUCCUGUGGGUGGAUCCUUAUCUGGCUUACCUCCUGUCAUUGAAGCUUCCACAGCACUCUACCAUUUGCUCUCUGGAGUUGAUUCGUCUUUGCACAGUCAUCUUGUGGAGCUCGGUGUUGAACCACAGUACUUUUCACUCCGUUGGUUGAGAGUUUUAUUCGGAAGAGAAUUUGCCCUUGAAAAUCUCUUGUUAAUAUGGGAUGAAAUAUUUGCAGCAGAUAGUAAAAAGUUGUGCAGUUUUGCUGAUGGAGAAGGAACCUUGUGCUUUAAUAUAUUCAGUUCAUCUCGAGGAGCAUUGAUUUCAGGUAUGGCUGUUGCAAUGAUACUUCAUUUGAGAUCUUCCCUGCUUGCUACAGAGAAUGCUACUACAUGUCUCCAAAGACUGCUGAAUUUUCCUGAGAGUGUCGACCUCUUAAAACUGAUAGAGAAAGCCAAGUCUUUACAAUCCCUUGCUUUGGAUUUCCAUCUUAUUUGCCCCUCCCCUUCAUUCGGUGUGGACUACACUAAUAGUAAACCGAAAGUGGUUAGAAGCCACACUCAUUCAUCUGACUCUAUAUCUUCGGUACCUCCUUUGAACAAGGUGCCAGACAGUUACUGGGAGGAGAAGUGGAGAGUUCUGCACAAAGCAGACGAAGUCAAGCAUAACAGUCUGGCAAAGCAAAGUAAAACCCUUACCCAGAAAAAGGGCUGGUCAGAGAAGCUGAGAAUCACUCUAUCUAGAACUGAAUCUGAUCCAUCUCGAACUAAAGCUGAGAGUCACAAGAAGGGGCAACAAAAGUCUUCUGUCAGACGGAAUCUGCUUAAAGAUUUGUCCAAGGAACUGUGCUUGGAAGAAGACGAUGUCGAUGUGGUCCACAUCCCAGUUCCAAACCUGAAGGAACAUCAGCAUGCAGAAAUCGAGGCUGGAGAUAGUGUCGGUGGAAAUUUCAAAUGCUCCACCGAGGAGAGAUGCUUGGGAGACAAUAGUUGCAGCGAGGAAAACUCACCUGCUGUCUCAGACCCAUCUAGUCCUCACAGUGGUGCUAAUAACUGUGACUGUGAGAAUGGCUCAGAGAAAAGUUGUGUUGGCUCAAAUUCAUCGAUUGAUCAAAAUGAUCAUCAUCCAGGGGAUGAUUCAGUAGUCCUUCCUGUUUCACUCCUUCCCGGUGAGAUCACUCUUGACCUUGGGAGUGAAACUGACCGCACAGAAAAACCAUUGACUGGAACUAAGAAACUUCUUUCGAGUAAACUUCAGUGGUUUUGGAAGUUUGGGAGAGGCUCCACUGGUGAAGUGACAUCCGAGAAGGGACAGGAGAGGGUUGAUGCUAGAAAGCCUGCUGAUGAUCCAAAUGCAGAGGAUGAUGUGCUAGGUGCUUCUUCCGCCGACGCAUCUUUCCACUCUUAUUCUAGUGCAAGAGUUGAUGUUGUAGACCAAAAUAUGAUGGGUACUCUGAAAAACCUUGGACAGUCUAUGCUUGAACAUAUUCAGGUAAUAGAGUCUACUUUCCAACAAGAUCGAGGUCAGUUUGGAGGGGUGGAGAAUUCCCUGAGAAACGGGUUGGUUGUUAAAGGACAAGAAACGGCAGUGGCAGCUCUGAAGGAACUUAGGAAGAUAAGCAAUCUUCUGUCUGAGAUGUAAGAGCUGAGCAUUAGUAUAUGAAUGUUACACAAGACCUGUAUAUAUAUCUUGUAACUAAUCCCCUAUUCUUUCAGCACAGCCCGACUUUGUAGGCCUGGCUUGUCGCCUGCAGUAAUUUUGCUUAUUUCUGUAAUGUGCAUUGACACUCGGACUUCGAAAGCAAUCUGUUUUUUUAAUAUUAUGAAGGCAUUUGCUCGGCUUCUGGGACAAGAGAGGGAAACUCCUGGGAACUUUGCAUUCCCUUGAGCCUUAUAGAGGACCAGGAGUGAUCAUGUGGACAAAAACUUCAUGACGAUUCCACGAUAGGACUGAAAUCAUAAUAAUAAUUUACAUUGCUCUUCAUUUCUCUGUUUCA
Linum tenue is the source of this 3745-nucleotide messenger RNA. Lineage: Eukaryota; Viridiplantae; Streptophyta; Magnoliopsida; Malpighiales; Linaceae. The record is from the annotation of a GenBank genome assembly.